Danaus plexippus (monarch butterfly) is the source of this 1888-nucleotide messenger RNA. Its product is annotated as lipase member H-B-like. The record is from RefSeq and is a predicted model, not a curated record. The transcript is spliced from 2 exons. NCBI's taxonomy places the organism in Eukaryota, Metazoa, Arthropoda, Insecta, Lepidoptera, Nymphalidae. Bases 13 to 1038 code for a protein of 341 amino acids. Gene Ontology annotation, molecular function: lipase activity.
UUGUGAUGAGUGAUGUGGCCGUCUGCGGGGGUGGUAGUGCUAGCGGCGCUGGUGUCGAUGAUGUCUGGUGAGGGUGAGGGCCUCAUGCAGCCCGUCUCCACCGGGCUCGAUCAACUUGUGAGGGCGGCGUCCGCUACCUGUGAUGCUCUGCCUCUAGAGCUCCUUCUUAGUUGGUCGUCGAUACCUGAACUGGAGUUUUAUGAGUAUUCUGAGGAGGGGAAGAGAAUCUAUAAGCUGUCGAAGGCUCACGUGCUGCUCCGACGUCGACUGCCAUCAGAGCUCGUCGUCUAUAUCCCCGGCUGGUGGAACACGCCCACGGAUGAGUCCUCGCAGACAAUAGUCAAGGCUUUGUUACAAAAACAUCACUUGAUCCUUGUAUUGGAUACACGAGUCUCCUUUUGCAGAGGCUACGUCGGUUCCGCUUCUCGCGUCCAUGGAGUUGCGCAAAAGGUGUUUAAAUUUCUUAAAAACAUUCAAACGGAAGGGUAUCCGCUUUCAUCAGUACACAUGAUCGGGUUCAGUCUAGGAGCUCACGUGGCCGGCGUGACGGGAAAGUUGGUUUGGAAUCGAUUGAGUGGCAAAGUUGGAAGAAUAACGGCGUUGGAUCCUGCGAGGCCUUGCUUCACCCGGCCUUCUGAGUAUAGACUCGACAAACACGAUGCCAAGUUCGUUCAAGUCAUCCACACGAGUGCCGGCGUGCUGGGUCUGGAGUCCCCGCUGGGCCACGCCGACGUGUACGUAAACGGCUUGCUGGUCUCUCAGCCCGAGUGCCGCGAACGAGCGGUCAGUCUGGAGUGUGAUCACGCCCAAUCUUGGAAACUGUUUUCGUCCUCGGUGACUGACAGCCGCUCCUUAUUGGCUCGCAAGUGUAAGAACUGGUUCGAACUCAGCAGCGGACAGUGCAGCGGAAACGAAACCGUCUUAGGUUACACUUGUAAUCCAAAAAUAAGAGGAAUGUUCCUCUUCAGAUCGCAAGAAGUCAGAACUCAAAUGUGGGUGUUCAACCCCUUCGAUAUAAAAACUUGGUUUUCGAGAUAAAUGAUAAGUAUUAUAAUAGUUGUUGUUAUAAAGUUAUCGGCUGUUAUGUUUAUUAAAAGUAUAUUUAUUAAGCUUACAGGUUUAAUUUACUAUUACUUUGUGAGUGUAAAGAAUAGUUCAUUAUUUUAUACUAAGUAACAACAAAUUCAGUUCCUGUUUUGUAUAAAAAGUUCAAUAAUAUAUGAUGUUAUAUUAAAACUAUGUACUACGGAUUAUUAUUGAAUGAAUACUUGUACUACUCAGCAGCUAUAAUAGCCAAAAUGUUAUCAAAGCUUAUGGUCUUUGGAUACUCACAAUGUUUUGAUGAGUCGUGUGACUUGUUAGGCCUCCUUGAAUAGACGCCAAUCUGUGAUGUUUUCAUAAGAGGUGUUUCGUUGGUGAUGAUUGCCAUCACUUAAAUAUGGAGAAUUAAACUUAAAAUUCUACAAAAAUAACACACACAGAGAGGAACUAACAUAUUUAAUAAGUGACAAAAUUCUCACACAAUUUACAAUCUGUCGCUUUUUUCUUUUUAUGAGGUUCCCUAUUUAUUAUAUAAUACAAUUGUUGCUAUUUAUAAUGCACUGAAAUAUUAUUGUAAAUUACUUUUUUCAAGAUUGAAAUUAAAUAAAAGUUACUCGACCAUAGCGACAUCUACCAGGUAAUUUUAUCGUGAUCAUUAUAAUUUCCUAUAAAGUGAAGUGAAGGUAGCUCUAAGACUUGUGUAUAGAUGGCGCUAGAGACAGAACCUAUAUUUUUAUUCGAGGUGAAACAACAUUUAACUGUAUAAUUAAUUAAUUAUGCUUUAACUGUGAUACUUUCGCUGUAAUUGUUUUCUUUUCAAAUGUUUAAUUUGUUUGUGAAUGUGUGU